Messenger RNA from Arvicola amphibius (Eurasian water vole), 555 nucleotides. RefSeq names its product histidine-rich protein PFHRP-III-like. The record is from RefSeq and is a predicted model, not a curated record. NCBI's taxonomy places the organism in Eukaryota, Metazoa, Chordata, Mammalia, Rodentia, Cricetidae. The coding region runs from base 1 to 555 and encodes 184 amino acids. The transcript has a single exon.
AUGGCGUGUAAAGACACAGGGAGUGAAGAUACAGUGCAUGAAGACACAGCGCAUGAAGAUAUAGUGCAUGAAGACACAGUGCAUGAAGACACAGCGCAUGAAGACACAGUGCAUGAAGACACAGUGCACGAAGACACAGUGCAUGAAGACAGAGCACAUGAAGACACAGUGCAUGAAGACACAGCGCAUGAAGACACAGCGCAUGAAGACACAGCGCAUGAAGAUACAGUGCAUGAAGACACAGUGCACGAAGACAGAGCACAUGAAGACACAGUGCAUGAAGACACAGUGCAUGAAGACACAGUGCGUGAAGAUACAGUGCAUGAAGACACAGCGCAUGAAGAUACAGCGCAUGAAGACACAGUGCAUGAAGACACAGCGCAUGAAGACACAGUGCAUGAAGACACAGCGCAUGAAGACACAGCGCAUGAAGACAGAGCACAUGAAGACAUGGCGCAUGAAGACACAGAACACGAAGACACAGUGCAUGAAGACACAGUGCAUGAAUAUAUGGCACAUGAAGACACAGCGCAUAUAGAUAAAGGCUUCAUGUAG